Messenger RNA from Iphiclides podalirius (scarce swallowtail), 1425 nucleotides. Lineage: Eukaryota; Metazoa; Arthropoda; Insecta; Lepidoptera; Papilionidae. The record is from the annotation of a GenBank genome assembly.
AUGGGUGAUAAAGAUGACUAUUUAACGUGCUACCGAGUUUUUUUCGAAAAUUUUGCGGCCACUGUAAACCCUGAGGACCAACUGCCAGUUAAUAUCGCUGGGUACACGAUCACAGAAGCCGAGUUGCCGGGAGAAGUGAUCUAUUGGACAACCCAAUACUUGACUGAAAAACAAUGCCCACCGACACUGAUGACGCCGCUGCGGCGGAUAAUCCUCGACGAGGUGCAAAGGGCGGCGAGGAAACACCCCAACGAAUUCGGAUUCCACCCCGAUGAAUCAGCGUUCAUAGCGCUGCGGCUGAUGCAGGCGGUGGUGGCGCGCGUGAACGCCGUCUGCCUCCGCUACCUGGACAACGCGCGGCUGGACACGCUGCCGGCGCCGGCGCCGAUGGAGCGCGACGCGCGCACCAUCGCCGCCGCCACGAAGAACCUGCGCCGCGUCAUGGAGGACCGGCACGUGGUCAUCGGCGACCUGGAGGCGCUGUUCGGCAUCGAGACUUCGGUGCCGACCAGCUUUUACGCGGUGUACGACGGCCACGCCGGCUCGGCGGCGGCGACCUACUGCGCGGCUCACUUGCACCAGUAUCUGGUGGAGAGUCCCCACUUCAAGGUGGACCUGAGGCGCGCGAUGAGGGACGCCUUCCUCAGGACCGACGCCGAGUUCGUGCGGAAGAGCGAUCAGGAGCGCGCCUGCGGUGGCAGCACGGCGGUGGCGGUGGCGGUGCGGGGCCGGCGCCUGCUGGCCGCGUGGGCGGGCGACUCGCUGGCGCUGCUCGCCAAGAGGAUGCGCCUCAUGCAGCUGGUCCACCCGCACAAGCCCGACCGACAGGAUGAAAGAGAGAGGAUAGAGUCCUCUGGCGGCACUAUUAUGUACUACGGCACAUGGCGAGUGAACGGUCAGCUGGCUGUCUCUCGGGCGAUUGGCGACGCGAAGUACAAGCCGUACGUGACGGCGAUGCCGGAGAUCGCCGAGGUAGAGCUGGACGGCGAGGAGGACUACGUGGUGGUCGCCUGCGACGGCCUCUGGGACUUCCUGAGCGAAGACGAGGUGGCCCUCUCGAUAUACGGGCAGCUCGCCGCGGAUCCAGCUAGACGUAAAAUUUUCAUUCAUGCUUUAUUUACAAAAUCGCCCGGCACUAGACAACCACAAGGCGACGCGGCGCAACACAAUUUCUCGUUUUCGCAACCAGCUCUAAUGAGGCGAAUUGGAUUUCCGAGUACCCGUCCUACACAAAUCAAUUUCCAUCCGACGGACAAAGGCUCGAUUGUGCGCGUGAAAAUAGCGCGCCGGUACAAAUUGGACGAACACGUUGAACUUGACCGUGCGGCGGCUGAGUCACGUAAACAGGAUAGGACCGUUUUCACCGGUGGCGAUGUCGUACGCGACGAUGCAUUCAGGCCGCAAACCGCCCAUUAUCUACAUUGU